Gilbertella persicaria is the source of this 189-nucleotide messenger RNA. RefSeq lists its product as uncharacterized. The record is from RefSeq and is a predicted model, not a curated record. The annotation marks the transcript as partial. The transcript has a single exon. Lineage: Eukaryota; Fungi; Mucoromycota; Mucoromycetes; Mucorales; Choanephoraceae.
AACACUUUUUAUUUCGAAGAUGGAAUGGGCAACCUUUUCGAUGAGCAUGGUGAAAGAGUUUAUGACCCCAUGGAAGGUGUCUUGACCGAGAUUACGAACCUAAACAUUGUGCUUGAAACAAUAACAAGCCGCCAGACUUAUUUGGCUAAUAAACCUACUGAAAAGAAUGUUGUGGAGAAAGAGGCUAAG